AUGAAGGUGUUCGACGACGACGCGAAGCCGCGCGGGCUGAAGGAGAGUAAGGACUCUCCGACGCCGUCUGAGGAUGAAGAGAGCAACGCGGAGAACCAGAUGCUGCUUUGGGAGAGGGUGCGCGAGGAAAGCCAGAGGUGUUCAGUGCUGCCGCUCGAGGCGCAGCGCCCCACAGUGUGUUUCUUCGUCUUCUUGCUCUUCUUCAUCACCCUCUUUUUCGCGUCCGUCAUCCUCACGGCCGACGUCCACGACAAGUACCUUACCCGGCAGGCGAUUCGACAGACUCUCCUCCGCGCCCCGUUCUUAGAGCCCCUGCGCGCCGACCAGAGCGCCGCCUCGCCCCCGGCGUCUCAGUCGUCGCCUUCGACGCCUCCAUCCGACAACCCCCUCGCUCGCGCUCCUUCGCUCUCGGCUUCUCCGCGGCGACUCUCCGCUGCCCCGCCGCGGCCUCCCCCACCGUCUGAGGUGAGUGCUCCCCGCCGCCAUUUUCUUCCCUCGAGUGCCGAGACGCCAGCGGAGAGGGCGACCAUCCCUGCUCUCGGCUGGGCAGGAGCGGCGCCACGGAGGCGUCUUUCCGAUGAAAAUCUGCGUACUCUCGCGGCGGCGGCGGCAGAGCGUGCGAGAGGGCGGUCUCCGUCGCCUCGCGCGCGGCCCUUGCCCCUAGAGGGAAACUUGUCUCCGCACGGCGGACGGCGUCGUGUGUUGCCUGGUUCGCCCUCGUCUGCUGUCGUCGCGGAAUCUGCCGGUUCUCGCGCACAUGGAUCCCGCCACAGCUCUUCUUCCUCGAGUGCUGGUGGCAAUUCUUUCUCCUCGCUUUUUUUUUCGCCGCCUUCGAACUCGCGUCACUCAACCACUUCCACAUCCGAUCGUUCUCGAUCCCCUUCUCCCCGGCACGCCUCUCCGUCCCGCUCUCCCUCGCCCCCGCGUCUGCCCCAUCACUCCCCUGUCUCAAGUAGCGAAUCAGGGGUGUCAGGGCCUUCCUCCGUGGACCUUCGCUCUUACUCCGUGGGUUUUGGCUCUUCCUCGUCUGCAUCCCCCCGUGCUGAGCCACUCUCUUCUUCGUCGCCUUCUUCCUCAUCUCUCUCUUCAAGCGCUCGCUCAGCUUCCCUUGCUUCUUCUUUUUCAAGCUUGCUCGGGUCUUCCGCUUCUUCCUUGUCAGACUAUCUCUCGUCUUCCGCUUCUCCCUCUUCAGGCUUUUUCUCGUCUUCCGCUUCUCCCUCUUCAGGUUUUUCCUCGUCUUCCGCUUCUUCCUCUUCAGGCUUUGUCUCGUUUUCCACCUCUUCCUUUUCCUCUUCCUCCGGGGGCUCUCGGCAUCCCGGGUCUCCGUCUGGCGAACUGCCUGCGCAUGAGGCUCUGCGUCUGCCUUCGCCUCCCCCAGGUGAAGAUGCCAACCUCGAGUCCCCGCACUCUCCCGGUCUUUGGUGGCCGUCGCCUUUCUCCGCGUCCGCGGGCGGGCCUUCGUCGCCUUCGUCGCCUUCGUCUCCGUACCCUGCUUCCGAGUCGAGUAGCGCCACAUCAAGGGCAGCGCCAGCGGGUUCCCCGACGGGACCGGGGGAUGGAAACCCAGAGGGCCUGCACUCGGUGAAUUUGGGCGGGGAUGCAGUGCCCGCCGGCACUCUUGCCGAAGGUCAGCCCCUCUCGCCCCAGUCCCCUUCGCCCCAGCCCCCUUCGCCCCCGCCCCCUUCGCCCCAGUCCCCUUCGCCCCAGUCCCCUUCGCCCCAGUCCCCUUCGCCCCAGCCCCCUUCGCCCCCGCCCCCUUCGCCCCAGUCCCCUUCGCCCCAGCCCCCCUCACCCCAGCCCUCUUUGCCUUUUCCUGCUGUCUCCUCCCCACCGACGAGCGGGUCGCCCCCUCGGGCGCGUGCCGCCCAGAAGCUCUCCUCAAGUUCGACGCAGCUGCCUCGAAAGGGGGGGUCACGGCGCCGGCGCCUCGCUGCGGCCGAGGCGCCGGGUGCCGCCGCGCCCGCAGCCCCAGCGGAUCCGGCGGACGGCCUUGGGGCACAGCGUGCCGCCCCCUCUCCCGCGGCGGACGGCGCGAGCCAAGGCGAGUGGGAGACGCUCGGCCUCUUGCACGUACCGCUCCUCGGCUGGGACGACGUCCUGCAGUGGCUGCAGCGCGUGCUGCGGAGGAUUCUGCUCAUAGGCCUCGUCUCCGACCUUCUCGUCGUGCAGGAAGCCUCGCUCACUGUUGAGCGCGGGCAACUCAUUGAGAACGCACUCGACACCUCCAGGCGCCUCAUGCGCAACGUCUGGGAUGCAAAGGGCGGCGGGAAGACCAAGUUGGACUUUACUGAGAUCCACGGGAAGCCCUGGGGGUUUGACAUUACGCCGCAGCUGGACUCUCUGACGGCGGGCGAUUGGCUCUCGCCCCUGACGCGAUCGGUGACAGUCCGGCUUCUUCUACGGGACAACUUUGGCAACGCUUCACACGUCGAGCUUGUGUUCGAGCAGGAGCCGACGGGGCUGAUCACUGCCGGGUGCAGCGUGUUUGUCAACCUGGUUUCCAGUUUCCUCGUGUCCGUGGCCGUUGCGGGCGCGUUUCUUCUCGUCACGCUCUGCUACUUCUUUCUCGAGCUCUACGCCUUCUCAUACGUCAACAGCGCUGUGCGCUCGUCCGGAGGCCGCGCCGAGCACUCCGUCAUGGCGUAUCUGCGCAGGCGCUGGGAAGUCUUCGGAGCGGUCUUCUGCGGCCUCCUCACUGCCGUCCUCCUCGUGGGACGCGCGACGGUCGCUCGCCUGCUCCCAGAGACGAUCAACACGUCGAACGCCAUCAAAUUCAUCGAUAUUCUUGACGACACCACGCGCCUUUUGAUCGUGGCGACCACGUUCUUCGCGCUGAUGCGUGCCCUGCAGUUCCUCACCAACGCCAGUCUCUUUUUCUUCGUCGUGCAGAGUGCACUCAAAAACGCGAUUCUCGAGUUCACUGGCGUUCACCUUGUCGUCGGACUCGCGGUCCUUGGUGCGGCGGCCUCGAACUACCUGCUUGUCGGGGUGAAGGUCGAUGCCUUUGCGUCGUACGGCUCAUCGAUUUUCCAGACGCUCUCGCUGCUGUUUGGCUCUCCGCUGCUGCUGGUGCUGCCGCCAGUCGCCGCACUGUACAACUUGAUUUUCAUUCUCCUCUGGUGGACGAUCCUGCUCCCCAUGCUCAUCGUCCUCGUCGUCUACGCAGUUCGCAAAGUCACUGUGAAGGCUGGUCACACGGGGACGGAGGCUCUCGGCUCGGAGAUCCCACAGCAAGUGUGUGACUGCCUCGUGGAGUUCGUGUUCUGCUGCACGCCGGACCCUUCGCGAAGCGCAACCGGCGACGACGCUCUACGGCUGCAGCAGAAGGCCGAGAGCGCGGAGCGGGUGCGGCGCGAGGAGGAGACUCGGAAGCGUCUGGAGGAGCGCGGGGUGAAGGUGUCUCACAUCUCCGACGACGCCGUGACGCCCGCGCGGUGGCUGUUGGGCCUUUUGCUCGUUUUCGCCUUCCUGUAUGUCGUCGGCCUGUGUCUCCUGUUCGACGCACCGCGCAUCUUCCGCGACCACGAGGCCAGCGAGCAGUUCGAAGGCCGGCGCUUCCUCUCCUCCGACCCCUUUCCCACGCGGAAGGACUUCGCCGCCUCCCCGCCCCUCUGGUUCCGCCGCGACUUGUGCGCCGCCGAGGCCAACUCGACGGCUGACGCCUCGGCGCCUGCCGAGGGCUCCACAGCUGACGCUCGCCCCGCGGAGAGACAGCACCGAGACGUCGAGGACGUGGCUCGCGCCGGGGGCCGCGGGGACGCGCCGACGGUCGAUGAAGUCCUUAAGGCCCUCUCCGAGCCUCUGUACCAGACGAUCUCGCUGCGGAAAGUCACCUCGCUGGAGGGCAUCUACGACUGGCUGGAGCAAGUGUUGGCGGACGAGAUUUUGAACGCGGCGUACUUUGCGCCUUACCUCUCCCACCGCGCGCCGCUCGCCAAUCCCGGCGCGCUGCUUAUCGCCAAGCGCGUUGGCGUCCAGUGCCGCGCCCCCUCCACGUCCAUGUCGAGCGUCUGGCCUGUCAUGCGGCUCAACCCCAAGACGUUUUUCUCCCUCAGCUCCGAGCCCUACGGUGUCAAUGGAGCCCAAUACGUCGCCGACCCAGAGGAGCGCGUCUACCGCGUCGGCCUCUUCUUCACUCCGCAGAUGCCUGGCAAACAGCUGCCGACUGUCUCAGGCGAGAAAGAGUCUGGCGCCGCCCCGUGGUCCCCGUCGGCUUCGCCCUCGGCCUCGCCAGGCGCAACUCCCCGAAUAUUAGCCGACCAAAGCGGCGGAGGCGGUGCAGGGGGCGGGGUGGGCGGGGCGGAUACGGGGACGAGCUUCAGUGGACCGCUCGCGUCUCUCUUAGGCUCCAACCGAGCCGCGACGCUCAAUCUGUCGGCGGACGAGUUUCGCGCGCUCUACGCAGGCCGCACGAGUCUCAAGAAGAAAGUUCAGAGUCUUCGAGAAGGGGGCUUUCUUGACUACCAGCUCUACAGUCUCGAUGUCGUCUGGCUGAACCUGAACGGAGACUCAGGGGUGUAUAUUCUCAACAAGGUGACGUUUGAGAUGUCGAACGCAGGCGGGUUAUCGGUGAAGCCCAGAGUGAUUGCUGUUCCGGCGUGGACUCUGUCUCCGACCUCGCCGUCGGUUCACGCGUCGUUUGUAUUUAUCGUGCUCGCCUGCGGCUGCUUCCUGGCCUACAUCAUGUACUCGUACCACGCGACCCAGAAGCGCGUCUUUUCGCCGUCCUUCUGCCUCUUUCUCGACGUCCCCAUUCUCCUUUUCCUCGCGCUCUUCGUCUUUUUCUACAUCACGAUGUUCGGCGUCAGCUUCAACCCAGGCUGGGAGUGCCCCGCGUCGCUCGGCGUCGGCCGCAACUUGAACAAGAGCGGCUUCGCGUCUACCUCCCGCCUGGGGACAGGUGCCUUCCUCUCCGGCGCGCGCGGCGACCGCCUGCACUCCCGGCGCCUCGCCGACGCCGACCGCGAAGAAGCCCCGCGCCCGACUCACCGAGCGCCGGAGCCUGCCGCGCCGACGACGCGCGGCGGAGAUCCGCGCCGAGGUCAGCGCCACGUCUUCGCGUCUGCCAGGGAGCAGCAGGUGGGCAAUUUCGAAGCGACAGCGCGCGAAGCCGAUGCCGUGGAGCGGCCAGGCGGCAGCGAAAGAAGACCUGGGGCUAGGGAGGAAGCGAGCGAGGCGGAGACAUCGGGCGCUCGGGGCGCCAGGGGAGCGCGAGGAGACAGGAGACACGCGGAGGAGGCAAGACCGGCCAGAGCAGUCGCCCGCGCGCUUCAGCGGAGCUCAGAUGACAACGGACAGGCUUUGGGAGCUGAUUCGCGCGGGAGACCGCCGGAGGGACAGUCUCCGCCGUCAUCGCCGUCGCCGUCGCCUGCAUCCUCGGUACAGCGUCGCUCUCUUCUUGCCUCUCUGUUCUCUGCUUCGUCCACGCAAAUUCGCCACCUCGCGGCUCGCCACGCCGAGGCCGCACGCGCAGGCGAGGGCGUGGAGGAGGCGAACGCGCAGGGCGAACGACGCGCCCAGGCGGACGACAUGGGACGUGGAGCGCAGGCGCGCAGACUGGCGAGCCCUGCCGGCAUCCAAAGCGCCUGGGGCGAGUUCGGAGACUCCCUGGACAUCCCCGACAUCGUCCCUGGGCCCGUGCAGCCUUGGGUCUGGGUCCCAGGUUCCUCGCAAGACGAUGAGAACUCGCCUCCGCCGACGGCGGAGUCGCUCACGCGAUUUCUGCGCCUGCAGGAGGCUCUCGAGGCAAAGGGCGACGGGCUUUUCCGCACAAAGAUUUUUGCCGUCCUUGUGCUCCUGAUGGUUGCGGUGCGGACGCUGACGCUGACCGCUGCGGUGCCUGAGAGCUUCCAGCAGUCCAGAAAGCUGAUUGAGCUGCUCUACGGGGCCUCUGCGCAGAUCUUCUUCGCCAGUCUCCUCGUCGUCCUCGCCUUCUUCGCCUUCUGCUUCGCAGGGUACACGAUUUUGGGAGUUGAGUUCCGGGGCUUUAGCACGCCGACGUACUCGGUGAUUUCGUGCCUGAUGGUGCUGGCGUCGCGCUGGAACUUCAACGCCAUCACGUCCGCGGAGAUUCAGCGCAACCCGCUCACGUGGCAGUUCGAGGCCUUCCUCUUUUUCUUCGUCAUCAUCUUCUUCUGCUACCUGAACUACCUGCUGCUCGCCUUCAUCUACCUGCGCUACGCGCAGAUCAAGCUCGACGCGACGAAGGAGCUCCAGCAGAGCCUCGUGGACAUCUACGGCGUGGAGCCGCGGAAACGCAUGGCGCUCUCAGUCAACGACUCGGUCAUUCUCUACUGGAAGGCCUUCCUGAAGGCGCUUCAACUCGCCAUUGGCCAGGCGAACGCGACAGGCCCCGCCGCGUCUCUAGACGACCAGGCGGCGCUUCUUCGAGACCGCUUUUUCGACGCGUUUCGAGGUCUCCCUGCGCUCGCGAACCUCCCUUCCACCACGAAGGACCGGGUCGAGAGGGCGCUAGUUGGCACGCAGCUUGUCCGCAUUCAGCAGUACAUGACCGACUUGGAGUUCCUCAAAGCAAAGCAGUUUAUGAUUUUGUACGACCUGAAAAUUCUCGGGGACUACGAACGCUGCAUUCACAAGCUGAACAAGAAAAAGGGAAUUUUCAUCACGAGUCUCGAGAGGGCCCUGCAGGACCUCAACGAAGAGAUCGACGUCGUGCAAAGCGACAUCGCCCUGCUCACCUAUGCGGAGGAGCAGACCGAAGAAGGCGUGGUUCAGCGCCACAGGCAGAAACAGGUUCUAGAGCUCGCCGGCGUCGCAAAGGGUCCCGCCGUCUCGCUGCAGCCAGGCGUGUAUUUGCCGCCGGAGUCUCUGGCGGAGGCGCGCGAGGCGCAGCGCGAGGCGGAGGCUGCGCGAGAGGAGCGGAUCGAGGACUGGCGGCGGCGCGUCUCGGAAGGCGAAGUGGCACCGCGGCCGCUGCAGGAGCUGCGGAAGCGGAAGAAGCGGCAGAUGGAGGUCCCGGCGGGGUCGCCUUUUGGCCAGUUCGAGGCGCUAUUUGGCAGCUCGGAGUCGCUGGAGGAGGAGGACGCGAAGCCCGCCGCGGGCGCGGCCGGCGCGCCUCCCACAGGCGUGCGCCACCCGCGUCAUCACCGGAGUGCAGGGCUGCUGGCGGAUUACGACGACGAGGAAGAGGAGAGAGCGCGUCUGGCGGCCGCUGCGGCGCAGGCGCUGGCCAGGGAGAAGGAGGCGCGCCGGGAGCGCGAGCGCGCCGGGCGAGGGGGCAGCUCGCCGCCGCUGCGGUCCUCGAUCGCGCCAGCCGUGGGCCUCGGAGGCCCGCGGCGGGUCUCGGCGCUGCUGCCGCGAGCGGAGGAAGAGGAAGACGACGACUGGGCUUCUGUGCGUCAGGAAUUUGGUGGCGACCGCCAGCCGACGCUGCACUUCCAAGACGACCGCGGCGCGGACGUCGUGGUCCGGCCGGGGGCCGCGGGGCGCGAUCCGCGGAGGGCGUGGGGCGGGCGGAACGCAGCGGAGGUGGAGCCCGAAGAGGAGGCGGUCGUUCGAAUCAAGAAGACGACGAAGAUCGUGCCGUUUCUGAGGCCGAAGGAAGGCGAGGAGGGCGAGGCGGGGGCGCCCCUCCUGCAAGAAGACGAGGCCGAGGGUGAGAUGGCGCAGGAAGCAGAAGAAAGCCAAGAGGAGGCGGAGGAGCGACCGCAGACGAACGCGCCAGAGAUACGCUACGCGCGCAGCAUGUCCAUGAAUCUCCAGAGGCGAGUGCGGGACACGGGCGACGAAGCCGAGCUGCAGGAGUUCACCGUUCUGCCGCGGAAGAAAGGCGACGCGGAGCGCGACCGCCCGCGAGCCGCAGACGACGAGGCGAAGCCGGGCGAGCGGCCGCGGCGACGAGGUGAAGAAGGGCGAAGGAGGAAAGACCGAAAAUCGCGAAGGGUGGAGGACGAAGAAGAAAGCAACUACCAACGGCUUCGAGCCAAGUCCAAGAAAAAGAAGAAGAAGCCUGAACGAGGAGGGGUUUUCGGCAUCAGCAUCUUCGGCGACGAGUGA
This is a messenger RNA of Besnoitia besnoiti, 8016 nucleotides long. RefSeq lists its product as uncharacterized. The transcript is spliced from 17 exons. The record is from RefSeq and is a predicted model, not a curated record. The coding region runs from base 1 to 8016 and encodes 2671 amino acids. Lineage: Eukaryota; Apicomplexa; Conoidasida; Eucoccidiorida; Sarcocystidae.